Ornithodoros turicata is the source of this 809-nucleotide messenger RNA. RefSeq names its product sorting nexin-3-like (gene Snx3). Gene Ontology annotation, molecular function: phosphatidylinositol-3-phosphate binding. The record is from RefSeq and is a predicted model, not a curated record. Lineage: Eukaryota; Metazoa; Arthropoda; Arachnida; Ixodida; Argasidae. Gene Ontology annotation, biological process: endocytic recycling; late endosome to Golgi transport. The transcript is spliced from 4 exons. The coding region runs from base 37 to 534 and encodes 165 amino acids. Gene Ontology annotation, cellular component: retromer complex; early endosome membrane.
UGCACACUGUUUGCGAGCACAUACACCCCUGAAAACAUGGCAACCGAGGCUCCUCCGCAGGAUGCUACGAAAAGACUACAAACCAAGAAACAAACCUUGGACGAUGCUUAUGCCCCGCCAGCGAACUAUCUAGAGAUUGACGUUGGUAACCCCAUGACCCACGGAGUUGCCAGGAAAAGGUACACGGACUACGAAGUACGGAUGCGGACAAACUUGCCGGUGUUUAAAAAUAAGGAAUCAACUGUGAGACGUCGAUACAGCGAUUUUGAAUGGCUGAGGAGUGAAUUGGAACGAGACAGCAAGAUUGUGGUUCCACCACUUCCUGGGAAAGCCUGGAAACGGCAACUUCCUUUUCGAAGUGACGAAGGCAUUUUUGACGAAGACUUCAUCGAAGAUCGCAAAAAAGGAUUGGAACAAUUUAUCAACAAGGUUGCCGGACACCCUCUAGCUCAGAACGAGCGAUGCCUCCACAUGUUCCUCCAAGACCCCGUCAUCGACAAGAAUUACGUCCCCGGUAAAAUCCGCAACACAUGAGAAGAUAGCUGCUUGUCGUUACCCUUCUUCAUACAAAACUACAGGGCUGAGCCUCUGGAACGUGUUUUUCUUUGGCAUUAAUCGCAUAGACAUGUUGAAAGGGUUACUGUCACUGCGUUGGAGAUGGGAUAAAAUUUGGAGCACUUGACAGAGUCAAUUGUUCCUACCUGUUUUUUCAGUCCGUGCUCAACCAUACCACUCGAGUGAUUUCUUGUGGAGAAUAUUGUACAUAUUUAAUGCUUUUCCGAGUAAUUAAAAUAAAAUGUGCCCUCCGA